Lepus europaeus (European hare) is the source of this 5256-nucleotide messenger RNA. It is a transcript of the gene LURAP1, whose product is annotated as leucine rich adaptor protein 1. The transcript is spliced from 2 exons. The record is from RefSeq and is a predicted model, not a curated record. The coding region runs from base 102 to 821 and encodes 239 amino acids. NCBI's taxonomy places the organism in Eukaryota, Metazoa, Chordata, Mammalia, Lagomorpha, Leporidae. Gene Ontology annotation, biological process: positive regulation of canonical NF-kappaB signal transduction; positive regulation of cytokine production.
GACCCACCGGUUCCGCUCCGCGUUAGCCGGGCGACAGAAAGACCCCCGGGAGCAGGACCCCAGCGUCCGGCCGCCCAGCCCCGCUCACGCUUGGGGCCCGCAUGGAGGGGCCGGUGGAGUCCCAGACUCCUGACCUGCGAGACGUGGAGGGCAAGGUGGGCAGGAAGACCCCUGAAGGGCUGCUCCGUGGGCUGCGAGGCGAGUGGGAGCCGGAACCCUCUGGCGCCUUGCUGCUCCCGGGGGCGCCCGGAACGGGCCACGGCCUGGGGGACAGGAUCAUGGCGCUGAGGAUGGAGCUGGCUUACCUGCGAGCCGUGGACGUGAAGAUCCUGCAGCAGCUGGUGACCUUGAAUGAGGGCAUCGAGGCAGUGCGCUGGCUGUUGGAGGAGCGGGGGACACUGACCAGCCAUUGCAGCAGCCUCACCAGCAGCCAAUACAGCCUGACAGGCGGGAGCCCAGGCCGCUCUAGGCGAGGCAGCUGGGACAGCCUGCCGGACCCCAGUUCGGCUGACCGCCUGGAUAGCGUCUCUAUUGGCAGCUUCCUGGACACCGUGGCCCCCAGCGAGCUGGAUGAGCAGGGUCCACCUGGCGCUCCCCACCCGGAGACCGACUGGGCAAAGGUUCUGCCCAGUGGGGAGAGGGCCAGGACGGAGGUGGAGCUGACAGCCAGCAGGCUAGGGAGCUUGAGAGCAGUGUGGAAGCCCCCAGGGGAGGGGCUGCAAGGCGGAGCUCCUGAGUCCCCAGAGGAGGAGAGCGCUCAGCUGGGCUUUGAGAGCCACUGGUACUGGGGGCAGUGCCAGGAUGAUGUGACCUUCUUGUAAUGACUUUCCCACUCCUUUGUAUUCCUGUUGCUCUUUUAUCCCUCGGCCCGAUCUCUCACAAAAUUUAUUCUCCUCCAAUCUGGGACUAGGAAGAGGCUGCAUGAACAUCACUAUGGAAACCUGGCUCACCAGCCCUCUGGUCCCUAGAGAGCCUCUGCCUUCAUCUCUCAAUUACUCGGUUCCUAGAGCUAUUUCUAUAGAGACGUUUACUCUGGAGGCUUGGCCAGGGGUUCCGGUGUGAUGGUGUCUUCCCUCUCUACCCCUGACUUGGUAAGGGCUUAAGGAACCUAGGACCCCUAAGGAGACCACUGAUGAAGAUACAGAGGUGUAAUUACCUUAUCCAAAGUCUAGAAGCCUGGGCCCUUGCCUCAUGGCCAAAAGGCAGAUUGAGGAGGGACCUGGACUUUAAGGGCCAACCUUCUAUGGCUUGGCCCUCCCAGAAGCCUUUAGGCUGGUAGCCCCACCCUUUCCUACCUGCUGAGUGAUGUCAUUUCCUGCCUGAAUGGACUAGCCUUUCCUCUGUACCAGCCCUUGGGUGGUGAUAGGUCAGUGUUUAAGCCCCUAAUGCCAAGUGGGACCAUAGCACUUUCUGUCCAUACCAUUACUUCUUGUGAGGGAGAAGUCGCAGGAAGGUUCCUCGCUGUGUACUGUUGGUGCUGCUUCUCAGAAGAUUCUUAUUUUUAAAACAGGGAGUUCUCAUUGUGUCCUUGGGAGGGGUCUCACUUCCUCUGUGGCUGCACCACUACCAGGUGCCUCACUCUGGUCUCUGUGCUUUAUGGGAGAGAAACUGCCAGAGGCCUUCACCUUUGGCUCUCAGUCUGUUGGGGUCCCUCCCCCACCCCCAGCCCUCCACGUUCCCUGUCCCUGCUGGCUCCAUUCCUGUCUUCCAGCUACGUUUCUGUUUCCUCUUCAGGCCUUUUCUGUGGAGAUGAGUCCUGGCCCCCUCUCCCUAUUGUUGUGGGGAGCCUGGGGGGUGUACAGAAUCUUGGAUGGGGGUGGGGUGGCAGUGUCAUCUUCUCCCCCCUGUGACUACCCUUCCCCCACCCUGUCCCCCGCCUCUCCUCCCACUGUUUGGUCACAAGGAUGCCUGCCUGAGGUUGGCACACAAGGAAUCUCCUUGUCUGGACCACAAUGUGGGGGUGUGGCAGGGAAAGACAGAGGCUCUUUGGUCCCUGGGCUCUGUCGUGGAGGGGGGAGGGACGGGGAAAGGCUUCUCCCCCUCAUCUCUUAGAGCAAGCCCCUGACUCCUAGACCCUAGGAGGAAGCAGGGGACUGACUCUGGGCCUGGGCUCCAGGGCUCUAGCAAUAACACCAAAGAAGGAUCUCAGGAAAGCUACCAACCUGGGGCUCAAGGACUAGAUAGGGGGAGGGUGGGUCAAGGACUGUGACUCCUGUCAGAGUGGGAAUUAACCCUUUGAACCCUGGGUAACUGCUCCGAUGCCGGGCCCUGUGAUUAGAUCAUUGGAGGGGAAAAAAAAGGAAGGAAGAUUAUGCUCUUGGGCUGUUCACAGUAGCCUCUUGAGUUGGUAGAGUCUCCCCCCGAUUCUGGAGUAACUUUGCUGUUUCUCCACUUUCCACUUUGUGCUGGGGAAUGGAAGGGCAGGGAGCCAAGGUGACCAUGUCUGCAUACCCUAACUCCUCAGGUCUUGAUUUGCGCCCCCCACCUUGAGGCUCCUGGAGCAAUACCUUUAGUAUGUGGCUGUCCCUGAGACCUCUUUCCUCCUCCCAGCCCCUCAAAGUGUUGGAAAAACAUCGUCAGCUUCGGCUGCCCACCACUCCUCACCGGCCUGGGGCUCCUGACUUCUGGUGAGGGCAGGAAUUUGAAUUUCCUAUUCCAAAUCCCUAUUCUGUAGCCAUUUGGUAGUGUGCCCUUAGGUAGGGCCCCUUCUUGGAAGCCAUUGUAUUUAUUCCUUUUGGAGGGUCACUGGUUCAUUUAGUGUCAAACUUCUGAACCGAAGAUGUGGUCUGUCCCCUUGUGGUCAUGACAUGCCAUUGCCAGGGUUGCUGGAUGGAACCUCCAAGUUCAAAUUUAAAAAUACAGCCUUCUAGAAGACCAGUCUCCUCAGUACUCAGAGAAAUUAGAGACUCAGACCUAGAGAGGGCAUGGACUUGGGCAGUGUCAUACAUUGUAAGUCUGGAGAGAACCUGGAUCCAGUGCCCACAGCUCCCUCCACACUUGGCCAGGCUGUUACCAGUUACCACCACUGAAGCCCAAAGGGACUGAAAGCAAUUUUCCCUGCUGGAAUGGUUGAGUUCUCACCCCACCCAGGAGAGGUAGCUCAUCUCUAGAGAAAGAGCAGCAGGCUCUGAGGUAAGAGAAAUUGGGCCUGGACUGGAUGAAGGGUCGACUAGUCUGGGCCUCUGUGAUAAAAAUCCAUCCCAGACUCAACUCUUUUUUUUUUUUUUUUUCCCCUGGGAAGGACUGAGUAGCUCCAGACAUGGAGGCAGAGCUCUGCAUUUCAGACCUGGAGGUGAGAAGAGGGGGCUCCAUGAGCCUAAGCAGAGCUUGCAGAGGCGGGGUACCACGGUCAGGGAAUUACAGGUCAACAGGUAGGCACCCGAGAGUGUUGGUGCCAGAGAGGUGGACAGGAGGGUCUACCCUGGUGCUGCAUCCUGUCUGAUUACCUUACACUCCAGUUCACUACCAUAGCAGCCCUGGAGCCCCAGCGGACGCACAUCCCUGGGCCCUCCUGCCUGCCUUGGGAUUGACUGGUUGAGGCUCUGGGUUAUGGGGAGAAGGGAAGGACAGGCAGAGAGAUGGGAAGCUGAGAUGAAAAUGGUGUUUAAAGUAUGACUGAGAGAGCCUGCCGCCACCCACUUGUGCUGGGGCCUCUGUCAGGGCUCGGGGUGGGGUCAAGGCAGAGAUGAGACUGCUUGUAGCGGCUGCAAAACUGUGCCUGGGAGGAUUCGGGGCAGUGCUGGCCUGGGUGGGUCCAUCCAGGGGACAUGAGACCCUGUGGGUGGGCGAGUGUAACAGGUGCCUGCAUCUGGAGCGGGUUUGACCAGAAGUUCAGAUUCCAUCUCCGUAGGAAGCGUUCGGGGUUGUAGUGGACUGAAGCUCAUUGCGGUGCCAGGCACACGCUGGGUGUUCAGCUACACCUCUUCAAUGAAUGGAACAGUGCAUGUGUGAAAACCCACAGGGACACGUGACUUAGUAAAAGGAAAAAAGAAAAGUUCAUCAUUUAUAAGCCAUGUGAUGUAAAGCCUUCUCCUUAAUUCUUAGCAUCCGUAUAAGCACAUUGUUACCCAGGUUGUUCCUUAGAAAUGUGCUCAAGGUCAGAAGGAUAAGAAGUGAGCCUCCUGUGAGCCUGGAGCAGGAACCCUCCCCACGAGGCAGACCCCACCCACCUAGAGCACAGGUUCCUGCUAGCCAGGGGCAGUGGGCUUGCUUCUUCCCAAAUUCAAUGGCUUAAAAACCCAACUUCCUUCUUACGGUUCCGGAAGUGCAAGAUCUGAAGUCAGUGUCACUGGGCCAACGUCAAAGCUGACAGACCCUGGGGCGGAGUCUGUUUCCUCACCUCCAGCCUCUAAAGGCUGCUGCAUUUCUCAGUGCGCAGCUUCUUCCUCCAUCUCCAAAGCCAGCAGCACAGCAUCUUCUGCCUUCUCUGCCCUCUGCCUCCCUCCCUCUCUCUGAUUGUACACCAGAGUUACGUUGUGAUUUCCAGUCCUGCCCCUGCAUUGCCCUCACAGGGAUAAUCCAGGAUCCUCCAUCUCAGGAUCCCUGGUUUAAGUACAUCUUCAAAGACCCCUUUCCCAUGUAUGAUGAAAUAGUCACAGGUCCUGGGGACUGGGGGUUGCACAUCUUCUGGGGAGGGGCUGCUAUUCAGCCUGUCACAGGCAGAGUGUGUGGAAGAUGGGCAGGAGGAUGCACCCAGCUGACUGCACGCAGGUGGACCUGUGUGCUUUAUCCAGACUUCAUCAGUGGUGCCGAGCGGGGAAGCAGCAGGUCCAGCCCCUCUAUCUGGAGGAUGGCAAAUGCCUCCUAUACCCAGGAGAAAGUCUCCGUAUAGGAGCUAUGUAAGACCCUCCUGGUGGCCAUGGUGGAGGGAGGGUUCCAGCAGACUUUGUGUUCUCCAGAACCAUCCUGUGCUCCUGUUCCUGCAAGAGAUAGGUUAGUUGUCUCCUUUUAAGCCUUUUAUUUUUUUUUUUAUUCCUUCGGAGGUAAACCAUGUUCCUCAGAGGGUGGUGAAUUCCAUCAGCAGCUGAUGCUAGGCCUCUUGUUUUAUUUUGUCUUUUGAUCCCUGAUCCCUGUUCUCAUUCCUCUCCCUGACACAGGCUACACGCGAAUGUGUCAGUAUAUGUUUGGACGUCCAUGUGUAUUUGAGAAAAUAUAUAAUUAUGUGUUGUGUGCUUAUAUAUAAUAUAUAUGAUAGAUAUAUGCUAUACUUUUACAGAAAGCUAACUUCCAUAAUGAAUUGCCCCUGUAUUUCACUGA